ACUUUUUUUAAAACGUAGAAGAAGAAGAAGGAGUAACUGCGAUGAAAACAAAACGAUGCUCAAAAAUUUAGCUGUCAUUUAUUUUUUUUAAAUCAGCUUUUCCUUUUUAAACAUAUUCCGCUUAAUUUAGUCUAGCUUGCAUGACGUUUUUACCAGCCGAGCUUGAAUGCCCGACAGAGACGAGCUGUUUCCUCUGAGCACAUUUGGUCAUAAAUUGCCUUUCUAGCAUCUAGCUGCCAGCUAGCUUAGCCUCUGCUCGCUUUCUGUUGUUGCGAUUUAGCCGAGACCGGUGACCCAUAACGGCGAGAAAUGUCGGAAGAUUAUGAAUUCAGCGAAGACCCGAGCAUGAUGAGGAUGGAGGAGGACGGGGAGGCCAACUGCGACGACCCCAUGUCCGCCUCUGGGGACUGUGGCCUGAUGGGAGGAGAGGCCGACGGAUCGAAGAUCGACGCCAGUAAAAACGAGGAGGAUGAAGGGAAGAUGUUUGUUGGAGGCCUGAGCUGGGACACGACCAAGAAGGACCUGAAGGAUUACUUCUCAAAGUACGGGGAGGUCGUCGACUGCACGCUAAAGCUGGACCCCAUGACGGGGCGCUCGCGGGGCUUCGGCUUCGUGCUCUUUAAAGACCCAGAAAGCGUUGAAAAGGUGGCCUUACAGAAGGAGCAUAAACUCAACGGGAAAGUGAUUGAUCCCAAAAAGGCCAAGGCCAUGAAGAGCAAGGAGCCCGUAAAGAAGAUCUUUGUCGGGGGGCUGUCCCCUGACACUCCCGAGGAGAAAGUCAGAGAGUAUUUCGCUGCCUUCGGAGAGGUGGAGUCUAUUGAGCUUCCCAUGGAGACCAAAACAAACAAAAGAAGGGGCUUCUGCUUUAUCACUUUCAAAGAGGAGGAGCCGGUGAAGAUGAUCAUGGAGAAAAAGUACCAUAAUAUCGGGCUCAGCAAGUGUGAAGUGAAGGUGGCCGUGUCCAAGGAGCAGUACCAGCAGCAGCAGUACUGGGGAGGCCGGGGAGGAUACUCGUCCAGGUCUCGAGGAAGAGGUGGUGGUCCCAACCAAAACUGGAACCAGGGUUACAGUAACUACUGGAAUCAGGGAUAUGGGAAUUAUGGAAAUUAUGGUUAUGGUAAUCAAGGAUAUGGUGGAUAUGGAGGCUAUGAUUACCCUGGCUACAACAAUUAUUAUGGAUAUACCGACUACAACAAUCAGUCCGGUGGAUAUGGCAAGUCACCACGGCGUGGUGGUCACACCAACAGUUACAAACCGUAUUAACGUGGCAAACCCUCCUCUCCAAGUAGCGGAGCUUCCUUGCAGGCCAUGAGCUGACUCCCAGAUACUCUCAGGGCCCGCUCAAUGCGGACCGGGUAUGAGAAGCAUACGCUCUCGAAUGCUGCCUUUUGGUAUGGUCUUACAACAUCCUGUAUCCGCAUUUCUAAUCUAAACAAUAAGGGACACGUCCAGCUUUGUCUUCUUUCUUUCCACUUUUUCUUUUUUUCUUUUGUUAUUUCUCUGCAACUGUUAUGUAAUGUAAAAAGUUAAAAUCUACACAUGUAAUUGUCGUUUUUUUACAGGCCCUUACUCCCCCACAAGUAAUGAUUUAUACAUAUGCAUAAAUAACGAUUUGCUUUCCAAAGGAUACAUACAGCAUUCUCUGGAUUUUCCAGUUCCUAAUGUUAAUAUAUGUAUUUAAAAUGCUUGUCUCUUUAUUUAGCUAGUAGUCCAUGAGCUUAAACCUGGUUCGUUUUGGACUCUACCGUGUUGGGGGAUAAAGUGCUUUUAAUUUGUGUAAAUGUAUUGUUCUUGUUUUGUUUUACUGACAGCGAUGGAAAGAGACUCCACUUUUGUUAAUUUCCCUGUAACACAUUUUCUUCUCAUAUCCACUGAUUUUUAAAAACGAAACGAAAGAAAAACCAAACAGAAACCCGCACACAGCCAAUCAAAAAAUGUCACUACAACUCCAGAAAUUUGCAUGUAAUGCUCUCUAUAAUGUGUAUUUUUGACCAAUCUGAAAGUUUUUUUUCCAUUUAGUAUUUUUGGUUUUGACUCCUUCUUCAGGAUCCCUAGUUUAAUUUCUAUACAUUUUUAUUUUAUUUUAAAGUUGUUAACUGUUAAAAUAAUUUUCCUCAGCUUGUUAUUCUUACUGCUUUUAUCAAUAUAGGGUAUUAAAGACAGGGGAUUCCUAUCUUUUCUUGAGUAACUCUGCAGACGGUCGUUCAUCCACAGCUGACUUGUCUCUGUUUGUUUCCCACAGGCCUCAGAGCGCUAAAAGGCUGCGGUGCGCUGGCGAAAGCGUUGGCCACAGAGAUGAUCCAGCAAAGACAUGGCUAGUUUAUGACAGUAAAUGAAGAGCGCUUUGACCUACGCCACAUUUCUCCUGUAUUUACCCAAGUAUUUCAGUGCUUUUUUUUUUUUUUUUUUGCAUUUGUUUAGAUCGCUUCAGAGUUUUUAGCAUUUGCACAUCCUCAUCCGUUCUUGGUUUGUGUUCAGAGUUGUCUGGAAAGGCUGCUUGUGAUACGCUACAUGUAUUCCUUACAGAAAUGUGUUUUUCAGGUUGGAAAGGAUUUUAUAUAUAUAUAUAUAUAUAUAUAUAUAUA
Messenger RNA from Fundulus heteroclitus (mummichog), 2585 nucleotides. RefSeq names its product heterogeneous nuclear ribonucleoprotein D0. Gene Ontology annotation, cellular component: nucleoplasm. The transcript is spliced from 8 exons. Gene Ontology annotation, biological process: regulation of gene expression. The record is from RefSeq and is a predicted model, not a curated record. Lineage: Eukaryota; Metazoa; Chordata; Actinopteri; Cyprinodontiformes; Fundulidae. Bases 310 to 1263 code for a protein of 317 amino acids. Gene Ontology annotation, molecular function: RNA binding.